This is a messenger RNA of Porites evermanni, 2976 nucleotides long. Lineage: Eukaryota; Metazoa; Cnidaria; Anthozoa; Scleractinia; Poritidae. The record is from the annotation of a GenBank genome assembly.
GUGAUUGCACUUUGGGUGUUGGCAGGAAUAUUGACUGCCCUUCUCCUUAUGGCUUGUUGCUAUUACUGUUGCUGGCAUGUAUGUUGCGGAAAGUACGUAUUGGGAAAUGGAAAUUAUUUCACUUUUUUUUAAGAUCAUUACUUUAGUUUCGACAAUGAAUGCAAGGUUCAUGAGGACGGAAGAGUUUAUUAUUAUUAUUAUUAUUAUUAUUAUUAUUAUUAUUAUUCCACAAUAACAAGUUAAAAUCUCUUUUUCUCGUCGUCUCGAAAACAUCUCACCGUCUUCUUCAAUAUGGCGACCGCAUUAGGUCACACGACUACGCUGGUCAUGUGACAGAAGACGACGAAUUCGGGCGUGACGUGGACGCCUCAGUUGUGGUUGAGGCACUAGCUUCUUGUCCAUGAUUUAAAUUGUACACUUUGAAUUUUAAGAAGCAAAAAACUUGAUGUACAAAGUUUGUGUUUCCUUAGGAAUCAGUUCUGCGAUGAGAUCUGACCAUUUUUAAACUUUAAAUUCUAGGAAUAAGAAACGGAAAGGGCUUACUCACAGAAUCCUCAUCGAGGACGAUGCAGACAAGAGAUGGGUAUUGAUGCCUACUGGUAUGGAACCAGGACUAAAUCGUCCUCCGCAAAGUGAAAUUCAGGAGGUGGUUGUUGAAAUUGGAGAGGAAUCAGGCAAACCAUCGGGUAUGGUAUAGUAGUCCUUGAGUAAAAUAAUGUAAUUUCGUGGAUUAGAGGACAACAAGACGCCCCCUCUUUAAAUUAUAUAUUAACCCUUUCACUUCCAAAUGUGACCAAAUUUGCGAGUCCUUGAAUUUAAUAGCGGCAUGUGCUGACUCCACUCCGAGUAAAUCUAUUGAACGUGUGUGUGUAUCUCCAUCAUCGAAGAAGCAAAUUUGUUUACUUUGUGCGAAAGUUGACGACUUCAGCCGGAAAAAUACAAAAAGGUCUCAUAAAGGGCGAAACCCUUAGACUUCUGAGAGCUAACUCCUCAGCUAAAUCCUUCUAUGAGAACAUCUACAACUUCAAAAAGCGCCUUCGCGCUAGAGGUUACCCUCACAAUCUCGUAGAAAAAAUCACCUCUGAGGUUAACUCUACUGAACGCAAGUCAGGUUUACAAAAGAAAAAUGAAGUGCGAAAGAAAAUUCUGCCUUCUGUUACCUCUUACCUCCCUGCUUUGCAGAACCUUAAAAACAUUUUAACGUGCAAAUGGCACUUAAUUCAACAUCAACCACUACUGAGAGAAAUAUACAACGAGCCUUCCAUCAUUUCAUAUAAAAGAGAAAAAUCGCUGGGAGAUUCAAUGCCCUUAGGACUUGUGAGUGACAGCAUUAUCCCAAAGGGUCCUUGAGAGCUACUCUGAUUGGUCCAAGCGCACCGACCCGUUUUUGGGUCGGUAAAAUUGGCGCCAAUCAAGUAUGAAAAGUCCUUUGACCCGCGCCAUAUGAAAUCCGACGGAGGACUUUUUGAAAGUCUAGCAGAGAGCUUUCAUUUGAAUGGUCACAUCAUAGGAUUAUGUCCGCAGACUCAAAAGUUAGAACCACCUUACAAAACUCCAUCAAGUACUCUGGCAGUGAAAGGGUUAAUAACAUUUUAACAGUAAGCUCGGACGUCAGCAUAAAAGGGCGCCAGUAUCAUCUCGUCGGUCGGGCCCGGUUCUUUGAAACCACGACCUCCCGCUCGGCAGACCGGUGCUCUCCCAACUGGGCUAACCGGGCGGCGGUAAAUAAUAAUUAAGGAUAAAGAAACGAUGAAGAGUUGACCGUAACGAGUACCAUAAGAUUGAUUUAUGAACUCAACCUUUGCAGGAGUCAUUCAAUUUGGCGUCGAGGCAGAUCAGUCAAAGGAAAAUCGUGUGACCGCUGAAACUGUUCAUUCCGAACUACCAGUGUAUUCGGAAGAAGCUGCUACUGUGGACAGUAAUGCCACUACGCUUAAAAUGGAACCUGCGGAUCCAAGAUACGCCAACCUGACGAAAAGAAAGGCCAAUAGAACCAAGAGUGAUUCAGCAGGUUCAUUCAAGACUCGUGGAAAACUUAGCCCAGGAUUUCCCAAUGGAGGUUUUGACGGGUAAGUAACCAUUUUGUUCUACUAGACCCGUUGAUUUCACUUGGAGAACUUAGUAAACCUUGUGGCUGGACAUAACGUGGUUGAAAUCGGCGUUGUAACGAUCACACAGAAAAACCCCGAGAACUAAAUGGUAGAUCGUACGAAAUAAAGGGAUAUUCUUUUAUUGCGAGAGGCAUGUCGAGUACAUUUUUAACACUAUCUGCUUGCUAUGGUUUAGGGUGGGGAAGCUCGCUUGAUUAAAAUUUGCUAUAAAUCUGGCCAUUUUAAAGGUGCCUGUACCGCACUCGUUUUAUAAUACGAUCGUCAAGUCAACAUACAAUGAUCAGGUUAAAUAUCCCAGCCAUUCUUGUUCUUCCAUUUAACCUUCCACGCCAAUGGACCUCCAAGUGAGCCUUUUUUUACUAGCACUCGUUGCAGUAAUUUCUUCUCUUUAAAUCUUGAUUCUUUCUUUUUUUAUUCGAUCAGGUCAUCUGAGUGGUUGUCGGAUUCUUUCGAUAAUGAUGGAAUGAAUCGUGCCAGGAGUUUGGAUGACCUCGCCAUCGUGGAUUAUGAAAUGUUUGAAGAACGCCGUGGCUCAGAUCAAAGCGCAGGCAAAGGUGGAGACGGUUAUAGGAGGAUGAAAGAAACGAGCAGGGAGUCUGUAAACAAGCACCAUGUGGCUAUGGAAGAAAAGGUGUUAUCUUUUAUGUCGAAAAAUGGAGACCAGAACAUGGAAGUCCUGGAAAGUUGGUUUAACCCUGAUGGAGGAGCCGAGGAACCCCGACAGAACAAAGCUAAAAAUGAACCAGUCUAUUCAGAAGUCGGGGCCCAGAUACCCAGGGAUGACCCGGUAUACUCGGAAGUGGGAUCCCAAAUACGUAAAGACGAAUCCAUUUAUUCCGAAGUAGGAUCUCAGAUACCUAAGUAG